Messenger RNA from Amyelois transitella, 2630 nucleotides. RefSeq names its product complex I assembly factor ACAD9, mitochondrial (gene Egm). Lineage: Eukaryota; Metazoa; Arthropoda; Insecta; Lepidoptera; Pyralidae. The coding region runs from base 149 to 1975 and encodes 608 amino acids. The record is from RefSeq and is a predicted model, not a curated record. The transcript has 10 exons. Gene Ontology annotation, molecular function: acyl-CoA dehydrogenase activity.
UAUGUCACUCAUCAAAUAACCUCAAAGUUUCAUAACAGUUAAAUACAACACAAAGUGCUAAAAUAAAUAAUAUUUGGAGAAUUUAAUUAAUAAAUAUAAUAAAAAGAGUCAAAACUUGUUAUUUGGGUAUAAAACACAAUUUAUCAAAAUGAAUUUAGCUCGUCAACUAUGUACAAUUCGUAAUAACAGUGUCGGAAAAAACGUCUACAGAAAAUUCCGAUUUUCUUGUGCUAAUCACGAAAGUUCGCAUGCUAGCCAGCCGCAGGUUCAAGAGGAGAAGUUCGAUUUUGAAGACCUGAAAGUUUUUGAGCGGGUCGAGCGGCGUAAACCGAAAAUUCCACCAUUCAUGAAAGAUGUAUUCGUAUCUGUCUACAAUAAAGAAUUGCUGGCCUAUCCCGAAAUUUUGAAUAAAGAAGAGUCCGAGGCGUUGGACCAAAGAGUUUCAGUGUUAAAAAAAGUAUUUUCCGACCCUGAAAAAUCCAAAGAGGACAAAAUACGCGCGUUAAAAGGAACGAAAAUGUACGCAGCACCUGUACCGCUAACAAACAAUGGUUUAGCGUUGAAUUAUACUGAAAGUAUAAGAUAUUUGGAGGUGAUAUCGUCUGAUAUAAGUCUAGGACAGGAAAUAAGUGACCAUUGGGUCGGUUUGGCAGCAUUGAAAAAAGGUUUAGAGCCGGAACAAUUCAAUCAAAUCAUUGAUGACUUAACUAGCGGUGACCACACUAUAAGUUUGUGUAUAAAAGAGAGAGUCGCUGAAAGAAUAUCACAGGCCGAUUUCAGGUCAUUUGCGGAAUUAGACCAACAUAGUGUAUGGCGAGUGACCGGUGAGAAGGUAUGCCACAAGGCUGAUGGGUACCGUCUGGUACUAUGCAGUAUAGAAGGCAACCGUCUCAGGGCCUACCUUAUCCAUCCAACGGCCAACGGAGUCAGUCACGAUGGAACUUUUGUCACAUUCAGGAAGACACCUGCGACACCUCUGGACUCGGUGACUGAACAAGAGCUGGCCCACAUACUCGGAUCAUCGAGAUUACACGCCGCCACUUUGUGCAGGUCGAGCUUGAAGAAAGCAUUACAUUCCUGUGUGGAGUACGUACAGCCGAGAGCUUUGUCUGGCAAACCGCUGUCACAACUGUCAACAAUAAGAGCGACAAUAGGCGAGGCUCUGCUGCAGAUAUACGCGUCAGAGAGCGCGGAGUACUUCACCGCCGGCCUGGUGGACGGUUACGAGGAGCCUGAUGCUGAACUGGAGAUGGCAAUGUGCAGGAACUUCAUAUCUAACCACGGAUUGAAGGCGAUCAUGAGAUUACUCUCGAUACCAGCUCUGGAGAAGGAGUUGGAGUGCAAACAAUUGCUGGAUGACAUGCGUCAUCUCUCGUCCAGGGGGGAGAGUUUGGACAGCAUCAACACUUUCAUUGCUCUGAGCGGACUUCAGCAUGCCGGUAAAAUGAUGGCGGAAGAGGUGAAGCAGAUAAGGAAUCCUUUGAUGCACCCCACUUUCAUCAUAAAGAAAGUUCUGUCCAACAGGCAUCAGGAGAAGGACGAACCUAAACUGGACUUGUAUUUGGCUGAACAUCUCCACCCGACGCUGAGACCGCCCGCGGAACAGUUGGAGUAUUGCGUUCUGAGGAUGAGGUUCGCUUGCGAGACUCUGAUGAGCCGUCACGGCGUGGAAGUGGUCACGGCGUUCACCGAGCUGAACAGAUUGGCCGAAGCUGCAUCAGAUAUCCUGGUCAUGACCUCGGUGCUGGCGAGGGCUUCAAGAGCAUACUGCAUCGGAUUGCGCAACGCUGAAAUUGAAAUGAAAUUGGCCGCCUGCUUUGUGGAGAACACUAAAGAGCGUGUAAGGAGAUUGAUAAAACAGAUUGAUGACGGUGAAUAUCUCAACCUGGAUCAUUUCAAGGUACAAUUCGGUAAGAAAGUUCUGGAAGCAAACUCUACGCUUGUAGAAAAACCUACGGCAAGAACUUAUUGGUAGUUAGGUAUUAUGAAAAAAAAUGUUAUUUUUUAUAGGAGUUGUGUUCUGUGGGUUAUUUGAGAACUAUGUAAGUAACUACAUUGAUAUGUCGGUAUGUAAAUAAUGAUGUAAUAAAAAAAAAGCGCCGUGCGGUUCCCGGCACCAAUACAAAAAAGAAUAGGUCUCACUCCAUCUCGUCCCCGUGAAUGUUGUAAUAGGCGACUGAGGGAUAGGCUCACAAACUUGGGAUUCUUCUUUUAGGCGACGGGCUAGUCACUAUUUGAAUCUCAAUUCUGUCAUUGAGACAAAUAGCUCAAUGUGCCUUUCAGUCUCUUCAAGACUGUUGGCUCUGUCUACCCCGCAAAUCUGCAAAUCCCUUAGCCGCCUUUUACGACAUCCAUGGGAACGAGAUGCUGUGGUCCUAUUCUUUUUUAAUUGGUGCCGGGAACCACACGACACCAAUUAAUAAAGUGUAUUUCUUAGUAAUAAAGAUGAUAUUUUUAAUAAAAUAGCAAAACACAUCUAGAAUUCCAUUCUUCUAGAAUCUUCGGAAUUAAUGUCAGAUAAAAACUCUUGGAACUGAAGUCUCGGUGUGAAGAUAAAGUUAUGAAUGAUUAAUUAUGUUUGUAUUUCGUGUUAUUGUAUGAGAUUGUAACAAUAAAAGAUGUUUAGUUAU